Molecule: messenger RNA, 1548 nt
Organism: Triticum turgidum subsp. durum (durum wheat)
Lineage: Eukaryota; Viridiplantae; Streptophyta; Magnoliopsida; Poales; Poaceae
Source: the annotation of a GenBank genome assembly
AUGGCCAUGGAGCUUUCGUUGACCUCGGCCCAACCCAUGCUCCUGCUCCUGCUCCUACCUCUACUAUAUGUCCUCUGCCUACGUCGGAACACCAGGAAGCAACCUCACGCCGACGGCCUCAAGGCCUACCCCAUCAUCGGCACGCUCCCACACUUCGUCAAGAACCAGGACUGCCUCGUCGAGUGGUCGGCUGGCGUCAUCGCUCGUUGCCCCACGCACACCAUGGUCUUCGACUUCAAGAGCCUCGGCCUCAUGGCCGGUGCCAUCACAGCAAACCCGGCCAAUGUGGAAUACAUCGUGAAGACCAACUUCCAGAACUACCCCAAGGGCGAGUUCGUGGUGUCCGCCAUGGCGGAUUUCCUCGGCCACGACAUCUUCAACUCCGACGGCGACCAGUGGCUCUCGCAGCGCAAGGCCGCCAGCUACGAGUUCAGCAAGCGCUCGCUGAGAAACUUCGUGGUCAGCACCGUCCGGUUCGAGGUCGUCGAGCGGCUGCUGCCUCUGCUCUCCCGGGCGGAGCUACAAGGCCUGACGCUGGACAUGCAGGACGUUCUCGAGCGCUUCGCGUUCGACAACAUCUGCUGCGUCGCCUUCGACAAGGACCCGGCGUGCCUCACCGACGACGGCCUGGGGGUGAAUGGGCGUGCGGAGUUCAUGCAUGCCUUGAACGACGCGCAGAUCAUGGUCAUGGCCCGGUUCAUGUCGCCGGUCAAGUGGGCAUGGCGGGUCAAGAAGCUACUCAACAUGGGGCCAGAGAGGCGGAUGAGCAAGGCGCUCGCCACGAUCCACGGCUAUGUCGACAGGAUUGUCCGUGAUCGCAGCGAGAGGGGGGCUGCCGGGCUGGCGCGCAAGGACGACUUCCUCUCGCGCUUCGUCUCCAGCUGCGAGCACAGCGACGAGAGCCUUCGUGAUGUGGUCACCAGCUUCAUCAUAGCCGGGCGGGACACGACCUCGUCGGCGCUCACUUGGUUCUUCUGGCUCGUGUCCCGCCGGCGCGAGGUGGAGGAGAAGAUCGUGCGCGAGAUAUGCGGGGUGCGAGUGUCCAGCGGGAGUGCGGAUGCAGCCUUCAGCCUCGACGAGCUGCGUGAGAUGCACUACCUGCACGCAGCGGUCACAGAGUCCAUGCGGCUAUACCCGCCCGUGGCCAUGGACUCGCGCUGCUGCCAGCACGACGACAUCCUGCCCGACGGCACAUUUGUAGGCAAAGGUUGGCAGGUCUCCUACAGCGCGUAUGCCAUGGCGCGGUUAGAGGAGAUAUGGGGCGACGACUGUGCAGAGUACCGGCCAGAGCGGUGGCUCGACAAGGAGGGUGCGUUCCGGCAGGAGAGCUCGUUUAAGUACCCAGUCUUCCAUGCCGGGCCAAGGAUGUGCCUUGGCAAGGAGAUGGCCUACAUACAAAUGAAGUCCAUCGCCGCCUGCGUGUUGGAGAGGUUCAGCUUCCAGUUCGUCGGAGGCGAGAGUCGGCCAGGGCCUGUGUUCUCCGUGACCUUACGGAUGGAGGGCGGCUUGCCCAUGCAAGUGAAGAAGAGGGGGCCACCGAACAGCUAG